AUGUCACGACCAAUACCAAUCGAACAAAUGGUGAGUUCGUUCAAAUCAUAUCACAGAACAACUCAAAUGUUCAAGAUAGACAACUUCUCUUUAUUUAAGAAGCAUAAGAUCGAAAUGGUCGAAUCCUCUGUUUUCGAUCUCGGUGGUCACAAAUGGAAACUCGUUGUGUACCCAAAUGGGAAUAAGAAUGGAAAUGGUCAUGUCUCCAUCUUCUUAGAGAAUCAAGCUUCAAUAGAUGUUAAGAUCGACUUUGAGGUCUUUUUCGUCAGAAAAAGGAGCUUUGGUACAUCAUCAAUACCGCAAAGAGUUGGGACUCUGAGUUUGAUAUCUCUUGCUGAUCUUGAGAAAAAAGGAUACCUUAUUGGAGAUUGUUGUAUGUUUGGUGCCAAGCUUUAUGGGUUUGAACCUGGUGAACCCGCAACAGUGGAAUGUUUUAGCCUAAUUGAGAAGCCUCUCAAUCACAAAGUCACUUGGAUGAUGACCAAGUUCUCGUCGUUUGACCCUGAAAAGUUCCAUCAGUCCAAUGAAUUUGUUGUUGGAAACCGGAAAUGGUGA
Messenger RNA from Eutrema salsugineum, 555 nucleotides. RefSeq lists its product as uncharacterized. NCBI's taxonomy places the organism in Eukaryota, Viridiplantae, Streptophyta, Magnoliopsida, Brassicales, Brassicaceae. The record is from RefSeq and is a predicted model, not a curated record. The transcript has 4 exons. The coding region runs from base 1 to 555 and encodes 184 amino acids. Gene Ontology annotation, molecular function: protein binding.